GAAUAUCCUCUAAAUUUCAUAAUAAUGGAUCGAAAGCAGUCAUCAAAAAGACAAUUAUCAUCAUCAUCAUUAUCAUCAGUAGCAGCAGCAGCAUUAAGACCAGGACCAUCAUCACAAAUUAAUUCAACUACUAGACGACAGAAAAGAUCACAAUAUUUUCCAUUAUCAAGGAUACGUUACUUUCUAGAGAAUUUUUCACAUUGUAAAACAAUUUCUGAACCAGCAUCAAUGGCCUGUGCUGUUAUCAUUGAAAUUGCUAUGAAUGAAUUAUUACAUAUAGCCACGGAAGUGGCACUUGAUGAAGGUCGUCAUAAAGUAAGUUGUCGUCAUAUUAUAUCAGCAUUACAUAAUUCAGAAUGGUUACAAGAACUUUUUGGUCAAAGUGGUAUGCUUCCACCAGCAGAAUUCAGUAGUAGUGAUAAUCAGCAACGAAUGCAACAACGUCGUUCACGUUCAUCUCGUAAUCUGUAUCGUAGUAAAAGUUCUCAUAGACGAUCCAAAUCAAAAAUGAAACGAUCAAAACUAAAUGUACGUUGAAAGAGACACAUAAAUACACACACACACACACACAAUGUGAAGAUGUUAUAGUUUUCCACAUUUCCAUAUGAAUGAAUAAAUUUUGUAUUUGAAAAAAACAAAUGAGAAAUUUCUCAAUUGCUCAGAGAUCAUCAUUAUGAUUAAAAUCUUGU
This is a messenger RNA of Dermatophagoides farinae (American house dust mite), 689 nucleotides long. NCBI's taxonomy places the organism in Eukaryota, Metazoa, Arthropoda, Arachnida, Sarcoptiformes, Pyroglyphidae. The record is from RefSeq and is a predicted model, not a curated record.